AAUAGUGUUUAAACAAAAUAUCUCUUCAACUUGUCUGCAAGCACUGUGCUCUUUUGUCGUAGAGCAUUUUACAGUACUAAAUAUUCAUGGAGACACGCAAAUAUUAUCGGCAUUUAAUUUAUUAAUAUGUUAAUAUAGUAUAUUAAUCAUUAGUUUAUUGUCUCUUAAUUGUUUCUCUCUCAGAUGACGUUUUGUAUCUCGCAAAGUUUAACUGUGGCAAUAAGCUGCUUCGCCAUUCUGGUCAAUUGCAGUCCAAAGUUUGAUGACGAAGGGUUUGUACCGAGCUCUAUCAGCUACAUGGACAAGCAGGCGAAGGUGCAGGAUCAGAUGGCCAUGCCAUCGACUCAGAUUAAACAGCACAACGAAGCGUCGAAACGCGAAUCCGAAACGAACGAUAUUGCGGAUCGCGGCCAGGAGGCGCGAUUUGGUUUCACCAAUAUCGGAGGCACAGGGAGCGGUUACGGGGUAUCGCCUUAUGCGCCAGCGAAGAUAGAUCUUGGCGGACUUCUCUUGGGAGCCAUCAUAGGCGUAGGAUCGAUUCUUAUCAUCCCAAAACUGCUCUACAUCCUGUCGGGUACUUAUGGCGCGUACGCGAGAAGUGAUGACAGCGGCUUCACCCAGACGUUGACGAGGAUCGACGACGUCCUGGCCCGUCACGGCAUCGAUACGACCUCGUGCAUGCAACGUGCGGUGUGCACCUACACGCAGCAGGCGACGGCCGCGACAGGCGAAGACGGAAACAAGAACGAGGACGAGAACGAGAGCGGAAACGAGAAGGGCGGACGGGCGACGUCCUUCGAGAAGAUGGUGAACGCGGUCACCACGAACCAGGUGUUCCGCACGGCUAUGCAGGGUACGGCGAUCGAGGAGGCGGUGAAGGCCGGUAGGAACGGCAGAAACUGCUCCAGAUCGUACCCGCAUUGCGGCUUCUCGAUGGAGACGAUGCUGUCGCUGUUGACUAACAUCAUUGCGACGGCAAACGCGCGCGUCCCGACGCCCACCGCCUCCUCAUCGUUAUAACACUUUGCUUACGUAAUUCUCGCCCUUCAAAGAGGGACGAUUAUAAUUUAAAUAGCAAAUUAAAUCGGGAAAGGAGCGCAUUAAAAAAAUUGAAGACAACUCGCUGUA
Molecule: messenger RNA, 1128 nt
Organism: Vollenhovia emeryi
Lineage: Eukaryota; Metazoa; Arthropoda; Insecta; Hymenoptera; Formicidae
Exons: 4
Coding region: 184-1020 (278 amino acids)
Source: RefSeq, a predicted model, not a curated record